UGAAUUCUCGGAUCGACCGCGAGGAGCUGUGCGGGCGGAGCCUGGAGUGCAGCAUCCACCUGGAGGUGAUCGUGGAGAGGCCGCUGCAGGUUUUCCAUGUGGAUGUGGAGGUGAAGGACAUUAAUGACAACCCGCCAAGGUUCUUCCGACAAGAACAAAGAUUAUUUAUUUUAGAGUCAAGAAUAGCUGAUUCCCGAUUUCCGCUAGAGGGCGCAUCUGAUAUGGAUAUCGGAGCAAAUGCAGAAUUGAGAUACAAGUUAAAUUCUAAUGAAUAUUUUGAUUUGGAUGUUAAAACAAAUGAAGAAGAAACAAACUUUUUAGAGCUAGUAUUGAAGAAGCCAGUAGAUAGAGAAGAAACCCAAGAACAUCGUUUAUUAUUGAUUGCAGUUGAUGGAGGAAAACCUGAACUAACAGGUACAGUUCAGUUAUUCAUCAAUGUAUUGGAUGCAAAUGAUAAUGCCCCGGAAUUUGAUAAAUCAAUUUACAAUGUUAAAUUACUGGAAAAUACACCGAAUGGGACGUUAGUUAUUAAAUUGAACGCUUCAGAUGCAGAUGAGGGCAUUAAUAAGGAAAUAGUGUACCUCUUCAGUAAUCUUGUUCUUGACAACGUAAAAUCUAAAUUUACAAUCAAUCCGAAUAGUGGGGAAAUAACAGUUAAGGGAGAACUGGAUUACGAAGAGUGUAAUUUAUAUGAAAUUAAUGUUGAUGCUGUAGAUAAAAGUGCAUUCCCAUUAAAUGGACACUGCAAAGUAAUUGUGAAACUCUUGGAUGAGAAUGAUAAUACUCCAGAGAUGGCCAUAACCUCUCUAUCUCUGCCUGUCCAAGAGGAUGCUCAAGUGGGUACUGUCAUUGCCCUGAUCAGUCUGUCUGACCGCGAUUCUGGUGCCAACGGGCAGGUGACCUGUACCCUGUCACCCCACGUUCCCUUCAAGCUGGUGUCCACUUUCAAGAAUUACUAUUCGCUGGUGCUGGACAGCUCCCUGGAUCGCGAGAGCGUGUCGCACUAUUCUGUAGUAGUGACCGCGCGGGACGGGGGCUCGCCUUCACUAUCG
Hipposideros armiger (great roundleaf bat) is the source of this 1052-nucleotide messenger RNA. Its product is annotated as protocadherin alpha-5-like. The annotation marks the transcript as partial. Gene Ontology annotation, biological process: homophilic cell-cell adhesion. The record is from RefSeq and is a predicted model, not a curated record. The transcript has a single exon. Gene Ontology annotation, cellular component: plasma membrane. NCBI's taxonomy places the organism in Eukaryota, Metazoa, Chordata, Mammalia, Chiroptera, Hipposideridae. Gene Ontology annotation, molecular function: calcium ion binding.